AUGGCAUUGAGGACCGGACCAUACUUUAAUUCCAGCAGAUUCAUCAAAGGAGCUAGCAUCCAACAUAGACCCCCCAAACUACCCUUAUUCGAACACAACAGUAUGCCUAAGCCGACGUUCAUAAAGAUUGAUCGCCACUACCGCCCGGUCGACGAGGUGCCAAAUUGGGUAACGAACUCGACUGUGCCCAGCCCCGUAGCUGGAACGAAGCGCCGUCACGAAAAGAUCGAUGAUGAUCACAAAACCGUCGAAAGUCAACCUCGAAAGAAGCACUUGAAACAAGAGGAAUGGGCUAUCCUAAAAUACAGCAAGCCGCUCCUAUGCUGUAUCGAAUUUCUGGUGUCUUGGACGCCUGCGAGGUUGGAGAUGAGGAGGAAGGAAUGGGAAAGAAAAGUAUUAAUGGAAGAGAUGGAACACCUGAAGGACUUGCAGGAGCAGCUCAAGGAACAUCCGCACUACAUCAUAGUGAAUGGGUACAGACUGAACCCAGCGGACGCGGGGUAUGUCAUUGGAAGUCCAACAGCGUCAUCCAGUUCGAAUUCUUCUAGUGAGAGCCCAAUCACCCCGCCUCAUACGACCGAGCAAGGAACACAUACGAGCCCAAGCAAAAGCCUAGACAGACCCGCCGGAGCACCAAGAUCGGGCCCGUAUUACCCUGGAGCGCCACCCCCACCUUCUCAUGAUGGAGAAGAGGACACACCUAGACCUCCAAAGCCAAGUGGUGGCGCGGGAAAAUCUUACAUCCAGACUAUUUCAUCGUAUUACCGGACUCCAACGCCGACCCAGCCUGGUGUGCACAGAAUCGAUCUUCCAGGAGGCCUUACGCAUGUUACUGGGCCUCCGAUCCACACGCAGCCUGUGGACAUGGAGGGCUACAAAGCAAGACUGCCGCUGAGAGAUGACCUAGGCCGUCUAGUAGAUAAGAAGGGGCGGCUUAUGAAUGAGCAAGGCCUGUUGGUUAAUGCGAAGGGUCAGCUUGUAGAUAAGAAGGGGAGGCGCAUACCGAAGCUGUCUGAAGAUAAACUUCCAGAUGAACCGAUCACGGGGGCUAGGAGGCCGCCGGACCAGCCGCCCCCGCCGCCAAAACCUCUGAACAAACCACAGCUAGUGGAUGAAUAUGGUCGUUUCAUGGAUGAGCAGGGUCGGUUGAUGGAUGAGAAGGGUCGCCUGGUGAAUGCGAAGGGCCAGCUGGUUGAUGAGCGGGGUUAUCUUGUGGAUGAAUAUGGACGAAUACCUGCUUAUCUGUUGGGGAAAGAAGAACCAUUACCUACCAAACGCCCUCCGACACCCAAAGUCAGUCCUCCAAAACCGCAAGCAACCCAGUAUCAGGCUCCGAGUGUUGAGGAAGACCCGGAAGGGUCUUAUACACCUAAAGUCAGCCCCAAGAAACAGCAGACAACAUAUCACCAGGCCCCAAGUUUUGAGGAGGUGCCAGUUCGAGCUCCUACACCUUCAGACAGGCUUCCACCGCCGCAAGCCCCAGAUAAUGAUAAUUCGACUAUAGUGGAAGCGUCGCCGCAAACUCCUACUCCGAAGUUUGACGAAGAGGAGCAGCUAGCAGCGCACGAUCCGCAUUCACCUCCAGAUCCAUCUCAAUUACCUCAGUUCCAACCGCAGUCUCCUCCACAGUAUCGAGGGCAGCCACCUAUACAUCAAACUAAAUCUCCUCGUUGGGAACCGCAAUCACCAACCCCAAUUGCAGUCAGACCUCUGACACCGCGACCACCUUUCGUUGAGAAUGUGGAGAUAGGUGAACGCGAUGAAUUCCCCGCGACUCGGCCGAAACGACGGCCACAGGGACAGCUUGAAUCGCCUGCCUUUGAACCAAAUUCAAAACAGGCAAGCACAAAUCCUCUCUCUGAAGUUUUCAAGAACCUGUCCGCUCUGUGGCCUACGAUUGCGAAUCCGUUUUCUCAGAUGGCGAAUGCAGCUGCAGUUUCUACCGCAGACCCGACGAAUUUUCUGGAUAACAUCGUUGUUUCACCAGAGACAUUGGCUGGCAGCAAUAAACCUGGCCGCAUGCCAUUUGUAGACGAGGAAGAGGACGAACAACAGAAAAAGAACAAGAAAGACAAGAGCAAAGAGAAACCAGUGGAAGAUCGAACCCCUGAAGAAAAAUUCCUCGCAUUGGAGGAGGUUUACACGCCUCUCCCUCCCCGCACCCGCAUCAUCGGCACUCCCCGCGGCCGCUACGGCCCCCGCCUCGCCCCAGAACUGGUACGCGGCGAAGACCUCCCCCGCCAGAAGCUCGGAGCCGACAAGACAUUUAAAACUCGCCGCGAGCUAUGCGAGCACAAGGCCACGCACGACUACUGGAUGUCUGGCGCGUUUGGGCCGGCGGGAAGUAUGGGACACGAUAUGCGGCCGGUUUCGAUUUCGCCGGAAGAGAGGAAGCGAUUACUGAGAGACAGGGAGAACGAGAGGAGGCCGUUCCCGGUGGAUCAGAGUAAACUAGCUCUUGAGCGGAGUCGGCAGGAGGAGAGACAGAGGGUUGAGCGGGAGAAGAAGGCGAAGGAGAGGGCGGAGAGGUUGCUAACAGAGGGGGAUUUCGCGGAGGAAAUGACGCAGGAGGAAUUUGAGGAGCAGUUUGAUGGGAACGAUAGUCCUGCGCCGGGUGGAGUUCAUAAGGACGAGGAGAAAAUGACGGGUGAGGAGUACCAGCAGCAGUUGCUGGAUGAGACCAUUGGGGAUGAGGCACCGGAUCCAAAUGCUCCGCAGACGUAUGCGGACCCGAACUUCCAACAGACAUAUACCGGGAAUACUGCGGAUGCGACGCCGAUGACCGCGGAAGAAUAUCAGAGGCUAUUGGACCAGUACGCAUUGCAACAAGCGCAGCUGAAUGCGGAGAUUUCUCAGCUAGAGGAUAUGCAGCGCGUUUAUACUGACGAGGAGGUCGAAGCUAUGUAUGAUGAGCAAGCAAGGAGAGAGUUUGAGGGAUUCUGA
Molecule: messenger RNA, 2943 nt
Organism: Paraphaeosphaeria sporulosa
Lineage: Eukaryota; Fungi; Ascomycota; Dothideomycetes; Pleosporales; Didymosphaeriaceae
Exons: 1
Coding region: 1-2943 (980 amino acids)
Source: RefSeq, a predicted model, not a curated record